Messenger RNA from Mirounga angustirostris (Northern elephant seal), 704 nucleotides. RefSeq names its product chromosome unknown C2orf66 homolog (gene CUNH2orf66). NCBI's taxonomy places the organism in Eukaryota, Metazoa, Chordata, Mammalia, Carnivora, Phocidae. Bases 302 to 601 code for a protein of 99 amino acids. The transcript is spliced from 4 exons. The record is from RefSeq and is a predicted model, not a curated record.
AGUUCUUUGUGUGUUUCAUAAAAACCACAUAAAAUGUUCACAGGUUAGAGGAGUGGCUGCUGUAUUUAGAAGACAAAUAAGUUCACUGUCACCCCUGAGGAAGCUUAAAGAUGUGAUUCUCAAGGAUCUUUGGUGCCAUGGAUGAAAAUGGAAUCAUUAUUUUUCCACUCCCCCUGCUCACGUCAUUGACUCCCACCUACAGCCGGUCCACUGGUUACAAGUAGCCACGAAUUGCCUUGCAGAUUGUAAACAGGGUAGCCAACCAGGGCCAGCCAAAGUCCAACUCCUGCUUCGUUCCACCAUGCCCAAAGCAUUCCUGCUGCUGUGCGUUGCCCUGGUGCUAUUUGGGCUUGUGCAUGGAGCCACGUUGAGAAAUGAAGAGAAAUGGAAGUCACUCAACAACCCCAGAAACCGAGAUCUGUUUUUCAGAACCCUUCAGGCAUAUUUUAAGAGAAGAGGUCUUGAUCUCGGGAGGUUUCGAAACACUUUCUUCAUGAAUGAGAAUCCUAGACCUCUCUCUUUCCAAUCAGAACUUCUUGCUUCUGCAUUUGCAGAUUAUGAAGAGCAGAAAAACUCCUUUCCUAAUUACCUCAAAGGCUGAAUGUUUCCUCUGAACACAGGAGGCGUAAACCAGCAUAGCAGGCGAGGUCCAGAGCUCCGGACUCCGCCCAGAAGAUCCCGCUCCGCCGCCUGGAAGGAAGCCG